UAUUGGUUCGAGCAAAUUUUACAGGUAUUGCGUUUCAAAAUGAAUUACGCAGCGUUUAUAUUUGUUUAAAUACGUUGUAUAUGUUUAUUUAAAGCCGAGUCUUUAAUGGCGGGGAGUAUGUUAUGUUUCGUAUUACUACUACACCGCUCGAUGAUUCAAAGGGGGCCCAUAAGCGCCCUUUUACUCUUGCGCACAUUGUCAUGCCCAACGGUAGCAGCGCCACGCGCGUUCUUUUUGGGGCACUAUUGUAAGAUGGCCAGUUGGCCACAGUUGGCGAAUAAAACCCUUGGAGUCCACACGUGUCCAUUUAGUUACCGCAUCCCACGAGAAAUCCAGCAAAACUAUAUACAGUGGGGCAUUUCUAUGAGCUAGACAUCGAUUAGCAGAUGUAUACAUAAAGUGACAGAUGCGAUCAAUGAUUUGAUAUUCAGACAGUGGGUACAAUUCCCCAUAACUCCAGGAGCCAGACAGCUAGCGAGGAUGCAAUUUCAAAAUGCACGUCAGCCAUUUGAAGGAGCUAUCGGAGCGAUUGACUGCACUCAUGUAGCAAUUCUUGGUCCUAAAGACCAUGAAGAAGCCUAUAUUAAUCAUCAUGGGUAUCAUUCGCUGAAUGUGCAAAUGAUAUGUGACCCAAAUUUAAAAAUACUGAAUGUAAAUGCAAGAUACCCCGGAGCACGGCACGAUUCAUAUAUAUGGAAUGCCCCUGCUGCUCGACGAGUGAUGGAACGCGCAUAUAAUCGUGGUGAACGACAUACGUAUCUUAUUGGUGAUUCAGGCUAUCCAUUGGAGCCGUGGCUAUUAACUCCUCUGCCCCGAGAACCGGAAGGAACUCCACGUUUCGCAUAUAAUGAAGCAUUGUGUAGCGCAAGAAACUGUGUCGAACGUCUUUUCGGUGUAUUGAAGUCUACCUGGAGAUGUCUUUCUCGACACAGGGUUUUGCAAUAUGAACUUGGCUUUACUGGAAGAAUUGUUAACGCUUGCGCAGUGCUUCAUAAUAUGCGGAAUGCUCAUGGCAUAUUUGAUGAUCUGUUCGACGAAUUUGAUCAUGACGAACAUAUGAACGAAAACUGUAAUGAUGCUUAUGAUAUUAAUGUGGAUAAUAUUGUCCGUGGGCCUCUUGCUAGCGCACGUCGAAUUCAAGACCGUUUAAUAGCACAAAGAUUUGGCAGAUAAGAUUGUAAAAUUUCAAAUAAAAUCAAGCUUAUAAUCAUGUAGUAUUAUUUUAAUAUUAUAUUUACUAUUUACACAAUUAGUGAAUGAUUGAUGUAUGAAUUAAUCCUUUUAUUUUUAAUAAAUUGAAAAUAAAAUAAGAAAGUAUAAAAUAUUUAUGAUUAUAAAUUAUUAUUUUAUUUCAAUCCAUUUCAUUGUAACGAAAAGCAAACAAAAUAUAAUAAUUGUUAAACAGUUAUAUUCAUUGAAAAAUACAUUUACUAGUUGUUUAGGAUUAGGGUUGCGCGUUAUAGACAAUAAGUUAAAAUCGGCUCGCGUUCAGGCCUCGUGGCGCAAUCUGUCGCCGCGCCGUCGCUCGCCGCGACGUGUUCACGCGAGCCCGCGGGAACCGGAGCGCGCGCGUGAUCAGCCUCUGAUCACGCGCUCCGGCAUCCUCUGUUUUUGCCGGUAACGCCUGAUUCGUCGAUCGCGUUGUGUGAGUUGAACCGCCAAUCGGUUCGUCGCGUUUCCGCUCGACGACGGAAACGUCGAUCAUCG
Messenger RNA from Vollenhovia emeryi, 1707 nucleotides. Its product is annotated as putative nuclease HARBI1. Lineage: Eukaryota; Metazoa; Arthropoda; Insecta; Hymenoptera; Formicidae. The transcript has 3 exons. The coding region runs from base 481 to 1173 and encodes 230 amino acids. The record is from RefSeq and is a predicted model, not a curated record.